This is a messenger RNA of Vespa velutina, 1056 nucleotides long. RefSeq lists its product as uncharacterized. The record is from RefSeq and is a predicted model, not a curated record. The transcript is spliced from 7 exons. Gene Ontology annotation, cellular component: membrane. Gene Ontology annotation, biological process: sensory perception of taste. Lineage: Eukaryota; Metazoa; Arthropoda; Insecta; Hymenoptera; Vespidae. The coding region runs from base 1 to 1056 and encodes 351 amino acids.
AUGCCAUUGAUUAUUGUUAAUUCAAUCGUUUGUACUGGCCUGUUAGAAUAUUUCGUUGAUCGAAUGAUUCGUAUAAUUGGUUUUGCUUAUGUCGUUUGUUGUUUUGUUUUCUACAAUAUCUUAUUCUUUACGUUUAUGAAUACAUCUGACAAUUUAAUGGAUAAUAAAGGAUCAGAAUUAAGAAAACAAAUAGAAUCCUGUACACGAGGAAUGGAUGUAUUGAACGUUCCGGAAAAUUAUUCUUCAUUUUUCUGGUAUCAGUGUGUCAUAUAUGCAUUUUUAAUCUUCAUAAUAUUAGAUUUAACUCUAGCUGAAGUUUUUUGGUUUUCUGAGACAAUGUUAUGGCCAAACUAUAGUUCGAUAUUACUGUUAUUUUACAUCGACUUUUAUCCUGUCAUCGUAAUGUUGAUUAUCGAUUUUACUUUCGUCUUUUGGAUAAGAUAUAUAAAGAUUAAGUUUGGUCAAUUAAAUGCUGUACUGCAAAGCAUGGUGAGAACAACUAUCGAUUCUCCACAACAUGCAAGAGUGCUCAGAAUGAAAGAUAACUGGGAAGAUGAUUUUUCGUUAUCUACUGUUUAUGGAACGUACAAAACGAAUGAAAAUUUUGUAAAAUUAAAAAGAAUCAAACAAAUCCAUUUGGAAUUAAUGAAAUGUGCCAGAAUCAUAAAUGAAGCUUAUGGAUUACCUAUUCUUAUAUCUAUAUUUACAUCCAUCUUAUUUAUCACGACAUUGUUAUACGAUCUGUACAUUAUCUCAAUGGCAAACAAACAUAAUAAUGUUAUAAAAAAGUUAUACGUGCAUUUAAGUUGGAUUUUUUAUUUUUGCAUUAUGACUUUGGUAAAAACGAAUAUAUGUGAGACAACGAUUACAGAAGCGAUUGGUUCGAUUACUACCUAUCUUGUCAUACUUAUUCAAGUUGGAGGUGAAUCUGAAAAGACAAAACGUUUCAAGUUGCAAAUAGAAACUUGUAUUCGAAUCAUGGAACAACUAAAUAUUCCAAUGAAUUUAUCUAAAUGUUUUUGGCAAUAUUUUUAUUUGUAUAAAGAUGAAAUUUAG